GCCCUCCUUCGGGCCUGACGAAGCUUCCUCCCUCUUUCCAGGCUGGUAACUAUGGAGUGGGGAGGGAUGAGCUAGGCAAGCAGCAGUUCUGGCUGCCCCUUGCUCCAGCACCUUUGGCCUUCGCUCCAUCAGGAGCCUUUUGGGUGCCCUUAAGGGGCCCCUGGCCUCUCCUUAUUGCCCCCUUUGGGCUCCUCUCUUGCAGUGGAGUCAGCAGCAUCAGCCCUCCCCUUUGUUUGAUUCCUUCAUUCACUUUCUUGCAGGGAGGGGCCUUUGGGUGCACAUUCUGUGGUGCCACUGAGAGUCCCCUUGGCCCUUUGCCCCCUUGGAGGGGCCUGUUCUGCUCAGAUCCCAAGGGGGGAGGGACCUUUCUAGCAGGACUGCAUUUUGAGGGGCCCUUAGUCCUUCUUCUGACCCCUUGGAGGCUCCCUGGGCCUCGAGGCCCCACAGAAGGGCCUUUUUUCACAGUGCCAACUGUGCCUGGAAGAAGGCCUGCGUGGCUGGAGCCUAACUCCCUGGGGAGUGCCCCCCCCUUUUAGCAGGGUGGCCAUUUUGAUUUUGGGCCUAAACACAUGGCCACCAAGAAGCCUGCCUAGGAGUAAAGUGGCCAUUUUUAUCCUUCAUUCCUUUGCUUGGCAGGGCGGCCAUUUUGAUUUUUGGCCUAAGCACAUGGCCGGCAAGAAGCCUGCCUAGGAGUGGCGGCCAUUUUGUCCAUACCUUUGAUUGGCAGGGUGGCCAUUUUGAUUUGGGGCCUAACCACAUGGCCAGCAGAAACCCUGUUUGGUAGUAGGGCGUCCAUUUUGUUGUAUCUUUUUUAAGUCUGAUUUUAUGGCAGCCAUUUUGUGCCAUUGAAUUCAACUUUUUCCAUUGCAUUGGCAGACAGUGCCAUUAGGGCAUAGGCCAUCAUUUAGGAACUGACAUCUUUAUCUCCUUUUUCCUAGUGUAGUAUGUCUUCCAGGAAGGGACAGGGAGGACCGAAGGGUAAAGGGCCUGCCAGGAGGGCCCUGCCCCAACAGCCUCUUCCACGGGAGACUACACUUGAGGAGGACACGGCUAACAGUGAGGGGGCCCCUACAUUACCAUCAGUGGGGGAAUUCGAAAGGAGGCCUGGUAUCCCUCCUCAGGCUUUGAGCCAGGCUUCAGAUUUAACAUCGGCAGAAGCAUUUAACAACAUGCUUUUGUCUCGCCUAGGAGCCCUAGUGGAUUGCUGGAGACGGCAUCAAUUACCAGUGCCGUCAUUGGUGCCGGAGAACAUGCCAGAUUGUGAUUCAGGUGUUGCUGUUCCGUCAACUUCCUGUGUUUCUUCCCAGCCUGGGCAGGCAGUGGCAUCAUUGGUCAGUGUGGGGGUUACUCCUCAACCCGUGGAACAGUCCACGUUAUCAACAGAUGGAUCGUUUCAGGGAGCUCGCUCCGCAAGCAUCUGUGACCCCCACAGUGAUGCCUUACAGCCUAUGGAGCCUUGGCGGGGUGAGGUUAACCGGGCCAUCGGAAUCACUCUAGCUAACAACACCAGAGUGGGUUAUCGUAAGUCUGAAGAGGAAUUUGAGUCCUUCCGGUCUACACAUGGCCUCGGCAAUCCUUGGCCUAUCCCGGUAGAGCACAUCCUUCAUUUCUGUGUUUUCUUGCACAACAAGAGUUUGGCCCCAGCCACAAUUAGGAAUAAAUUGUCUGCAUUGGCAUUUGCCUCCCAAGCUCAAGGGUACCCAAACCCAACCAAUAGUUUCAGGGUUCGUAAGAUAUUGGAAGGGUGGUCCCGGGAACGGGGCACAGUAAAAGAUACUAGGGCACCACUGGGGCCAGCAACCUUAAAAGGUUUGGCAAACGUUUGGCCUGGGAUUUGUCAUUCUCACUUUGAGGCCCUGCUGUUCCAUGCUACCGCUCUGACAGCUUUCUUUGGGGCCCUGCGGGUAAGCGAAUUAGUUGCAAGAUCAUGCAGAGAUGACUCAGGCCGGGCGCUGAUGAUGCAGGACCUGGAGUUAGGGGCAGAACAGGCAAUCUUGCACAUUCGCUUUUCCAAAACAGAUCAAAAGGGUAAGGGGACUAAAGUGCAGUUACUUACCUGUGCAGAUGAGACCUUGUGCCCAGUGAGAGCCCUGCAUCGAUACAUAGAGGUAAGGGGAAGAGACCCGGGAUUCCUUUUUAGGCAUGCGAACUCCCUCCCACUUACAAAAUAUCAAUUUUGGAAGGUUACAUCAAAGGCACUACAAGUUUUGGGCUUGGGUGGGGUCAAUUUUGGAACUCAUUCCUUUCGGAUUGGGGCAGCCUCUACGGCGGUGGCCAUGGGAUUUAAAGACCAAGACGUUCAGCGCAUUGGGAGAUGGCGCUCAAACGCAUAUAGGCGUUAUGUGCGAUCAUUCCCAACAACAAAUCAGUGAUUUUUUGACCUUUUAUUAGUUUACAGAUGCAGACCACUUCGCAGGCGUGUCCUCAUCUGUGGCCAUAGUUUGGUGUUCUGGGCGGAGAGACAUGCUCGACGAAGUUACCUUGGAACCCAGUUGGGUUUGAGUGACCAGGUUAUAGUUGAAUGGUGGGGUAGAAGAGGACUCCGAUGGGGGGGCCUUCUACCAAUGUUAUUCAAGGAGAGGCGGGGACCUCCUCCCGAGAUGUUAAUUGUACAUUUGGGGGGCAAUGAUUUGGGUCUAUUAAAGGGAAAGGCACUAAUUCUUCAAGCCCAGAAAGAUUUCAAUCUCAUUAGGCAACGGUGGCCUGGAGUUCUGAUUGCCUGGUCAGCACUGUUGCCACGACUACGGUGGCUAAGGGAUUGUGAUCCCAAGAAACUCGAUGUGGCCAGGAGAAAGGUCAAUCGGGAAAUGAAAACUGCCAUGGGGCGGAGUGGGGGCUGUUUAGUCCCGCACAGAGAAAUUGUGUUCAAACGGCCGGAGUUGUUUAGGGCCGAUGGAGUUCACCUCUCAGAUGAGGGGAAUGUUUUGUUUGUGAGCGAUUUGAAAGAGGGAAUAAAAGAUAUGUUGGCCAGCCUAGUGGGAAAAAGGGACAAGGCAGACGCCUGACCCUUUUAGUGGCAUGUUUAAGGUUAAAUAGGUAUGGUAGGCACCGUGGCACCCCCCCUUAGGGGUGAAGGGUGGACUCCCACAAAAGUCCCCAUAAGUUUUCAUAAAAUGGGAGCUACCCUUGGGGCUGGAUUGAGGGUUCUCACUCUUGAAAGACUCUGUGGUUUGGGAGAGAGCGCCCUCAGGAUGGCCUUCCAACUAUGAUCGGCCGAGGGUGCAGACUAAGAAUUUUGGUCGGCCUUCGGGAUCCUUGGUGCACGCAUGUCCUUGGAGGUGGUCAGAGGGAGUGACACCUGGACCCGGGACAAGGCUCACUAGGUGGCCAUUUACCCAUGAUUUAUGUUUUGGUGUUUUUACAGAUUUUCCCUCUACAGGUUAUUACCAGUUCUUUCAAUAAAUAGGUCAGAAAAUGGCCCUUUAGAUCCAUUUUCUUGUGUCUGGCUCUUUAUUUCAUGGUGGGAGUUCAAGCCCCACCCGCGGCCAAGCAAGCUUAAGGCGCGGGAGGGCAGUUUGAAAGACCCCAUGAAUGAGCCAGACUUGCUGAGGCUGGCUGGUUUGCCGGCCCAUCCAUGUGAGGGGGUGGAGCAACAAGUGGGAGGAGACUCCUCUGUCCCCCUCUUUCAGUUUCUUCCUGACUGCGUGACCCACCCCCCCCACCCUAUGGACAGUGUGAGUAUAGACUGGUCGCGCAAGGGCCGGGUAGGAAUUUUUCCCCCCCAAGUUUGCAUUGGGGGGUUUUUCGCCUACCCCACACUGUUUCAGAUGGGUGUGGGAAUUGGCUUUGAGGUGGCGUCAUAUAAAUAGGUUUUCUUGAAUAUAUAAUAAGAUUCCAAGGCAUGUUUAAGGUUAAAUAGGUAUGGUAGGCACCGUGGCACCCCCCCUUAGGGGUGAAGGGUGGACUCCCACAAAAGUCCCCAUAAGUUUUCAUAAAAUGGGAGCUACCCUUGGGGCUGGAUUGAGGGUUCUCACUCUUGAAAGACUCUGUGGUUUGGGAGAGAGCGCCCUCAGGAUGGCCUUCCAACUAUGAUCGGCCGAGGGUGCAGACUAAGAAUUUUGGUCGGCCUUCGGGAUCCUUGGUGCACGCAUGUCCUUGGAGGUGGUCAGAGGGAGUGACACCUGGACCCGGGACAAGGCUCACUAGGUGGCCAUUUACCCAUGAUUUAUGUUUUGGUGUUUUUACAGAUUUUCCCUCUACAGGUUAUUACCAGUUCUUUCAAUAAAUAGGUCAGAAAAUGGCCCUUUAGAUCCA
This is a messenger RNA of Anolis carolinensis (green anole), 4254 nucleotides long. RefSeq lists its product as uncharacterized. NCBI's taxonomy places the organism in Eukaryota, Metazoa, Chordata, Lepidosauria, Squamata, Anolidae. The transcript has 2 exons. Gene Ontology annotation, molecular function: DNA binding. Bases 945 to 2372 code for a protein of 475 amino acids. The record is from RefSeq and is a predicted model, not a curated record. Gene Ontology annotation, biological process: DNA recombination; DNA integration.